Spathaspora passalidarum NRRL Y-27907 is the source of this 1476-nucleotide messenger RNA. RefSeq lists its product as uncharacterized. The record is from RefSeq and is a predicted model, not a curated record. NCBI's taxonomy places the organism in Eukaryota, Fungi, Ascomycota, Pichiomycetes, Serinales, Debaryomycetaceae. Gene Ontology annotation, cellular component: membrane. The transcript has a single exon. Gene Ontology annotation, molecular function: transmembrane transporter activity. Bases 1 to 1476 code for a protein of 491 amino acids. Gene Ontology annotation, biological process: transmembrane transport.
AUGAUCGCAUUACCUCGUACAGUUCAAAAGGCAAUCUUAUUAUUAUCUUGUACAUUUCUUGGAUUAACAUGUGGUACGUUAUACAUGUAUUCAUCAUAUAGUCCCCAGUUUGCCAGACAAGUAAACUACACUGCAUCAGAUUCAUCAUAUAUUGCAUUAUCAGGAACAAUUGGAAUUGCUAUUGGUGGCCCCAUUGCUGGAAUCCUAGUUGACAAACGAGGUUAUACGGCCGCACUUGCUCUAGGAGGAACCUUGAUCAUUCUGGGGUAUAUGAUUAUGAGACGUCAAUUUGAUUACACCUAUCAUAAUUUACCAUUAAGUUGUUCGUUAACUCUAAUGAUCGGGAUAGGAUCAACCGCUAUUAAUUCUGUCACUCUUAAGUGUUGUGCUGUAAGUUUCCCCAGUAUUAGAGGGGUGGCCACGUCGUUACCAUUAUCCCUUUAUGGUCUAAGUGCAUUAUUUUAUUCUGUGGCUGCUUCAAUCUUCUAUCCUGGUGAUACUUCAAGCUUUUUGGGAUUUGUUGCGGGUUCUAUAUUUUGCAUUUUACUUGUUUGUUCUCCAAGUAUUAUUCUUGCUGAUCGAGAGCACAAAUUGAAGCGAUCAGCUGCAAAGUAUCACAAGUCCAGCCAUCCCGAUAUCAAGUCGGAUGCACUCCCAUUAUCACCCCUGGUUACUACUGAUUACCAGUUUGGAGAAGCAGCAUUAUCGAACGAAAGCUUGUUGAAGAAUCCUAAAUUUUGGUUACUUUUCAUCAUUCUUGGAUCCUUAGCAUCACUUGGACAAAUGUACAUUUACUCAGUCGGCUACAUAGUCAAGGCAUUGGUAAGUUAUUCCCUUCGAAAUGAAGUGGAUAUCACUCCGAUCCUUUUACAAGAAACAGAGACUAUAAUUCAACACGAUCAGCAAUUCCAAGUUGGACUUUUAUCAAUUGCAAACUGUCUUGGAAGAAUCAUUUCUGGAAUAAUGGGUGAUAUCAUUACACAAUCUUUUAAUAAAUCACGAACUUGGCUCUUGUUUUUCCCAUCGAUUGGAAUGAUGAUAACUCAACUAUUAAGUUUAACUACCAGGACUUAUGACAAUUUACCACUAAAUUCAUUAUUAACUGGAUUAUUUUAUGGAUUUACAUUUUGUAUUAUGCCAUUAAUCGUCGGUGAUACUUUUGGUUUGGACAAUUUUUCAUAUAAUUGGGGAGUAGUUAAUAUGGCUCCAAUUUUACCAAGUUAUUAUUUCACUAUGUUAUUUGGAUCAAUUUAUGAUUCAAAAUCACAAUUUAGUGAACAACAUGGUGGUUUGGUUUGUUUAUUAGGUAACCAAUGUUAUAAUUCGAUUUUUAAAAUCACAUUAUUGGUAAGCAUAUUUGCAGUUAUUAUAGUACUGAUAUUAACUAUUGGACCUAAAUUAUCAUUGAAAACCAAAAAGACUUUACCAUUGACUUCUUCACCUUUGAAACAAGAAGUAAACGAAAAAGUGUCAUAA